This is a messenger RNA of Punctularia strigosozonata HHB-11173 SS5, 1623 nucleotides long. RefSeq lists its product as uncharacterized. The record is from RefSeq and is a predicted model, not a curated record. The coding region runs from base 1 to 1623 and encodes 540 amino acids. Gene Ontology annotation, molecular function: protein binding. The transcript has a single exon. Lineage: Eukaryota; Fungi; Basidiomycota; Agaricomycetes; Corticiales; Punctulariaceae.
AUGGAGGGAUAUCAGCCGGAAGAAACGCCCUCAGCUGACACAGACGUUGUCACUGCAGGAAUCCGAUUGCCCCUCGGGGAGACUCGUCUUUUGCUCGCCGUUAUCGCGUGUCAUGCCGCGAGGAACGACAUACGAACCGCGCUUCAGCUCGUCCUCCCGCUGAACCGACCUUUCCUGCGUCUUACCGUCCAAGACUUCAUAAAGUCUCUCGACUCGGAUCAGACCCUGGCCGCACAGACUAGCGAUUUCAUUCGGAAGCUCCGCGUCAGCAGGACUGUGGGUCAUCCCCGUGCUUUCGUCUUGCACGUGGGCAACAUGGGCGAAACCAAGAAAUGGACGCUUCUCAGAAAUUUCUAUGCCGAUCUCCUGGAAGGGUUGUCGGGAACCGACGCGUGGAUAGCUCCACAUCCUUCAUUGGCCAACGCUUCGCACCCUGUGGUACUGCAGGAAAGCGGAUGGGCUGCCUUGCUUGCCGCUUCCAUCGCGUGCGGUCAGACCGCGCACGCGCGAACGAUAUGGGAUGAUCUCGUUCGGUUCGGCGUUCACCCAAGUACGACUGUAUGGAAUGGCCUGCUUCAGGGUUUCAGCCAAAUUGGAGACAUUGAAGGUACCCUUGCUACCUGGUCAAGCAUGCGUAAGCAUGUGAAACCCGAUGCUUCGACCUUUCAAGUUUUGAUCAUGAUACUAUUCAAGGCAAGACGGCUAGAUGAAGCUUUGUCCUGCUUGGCCGAUUUCGAAUCCUACCCUUCCAAGGCGCCUGAUCUGAAGCAGAGUACAAUCCUCGUCGUAUACAACAUCGCCAUCAACGGUCUUCUCGCCUGCAAGCAGGAUUUAAGAGCAUUCACCUUGCUCGAAAAACUCCAUGCGAACGGCCCGAAACCGGACAUCACCACCUACAACACUUUUCUCGCGCAUUACGGCCGUAUCGGCGACCUGCACUCGCUUGCCAAAAUACUGCAAAGGAUUCAAGACCAUGACUUGAAGGGCGAUGUAGUCACUUUCUCCGUCAUCCUUUCUGCCCUCCUCAAAGCAGGUCGUAGCGACGCGCCGCAGAUAGUGACAUCUCUCAUGCGCAAGAUGGAGGUGGACGUUAACGUUGCCAUCUACACGUCCAUUAUUGACGCCAUGCUGCGCGAGAGAGACGAACGGCACCUCAAGGCGGCGAUGGAGCUCCUGUGGCAGAUGGAGCGGAAUACUUCGCCGGAGUCUCAGCCGAACCUUGUCACAUACGUGGCUGCCCUUGCCGGUAUACACAAGCAUCGUUGGGUUGAGCCCCGGACUGCAGCAGAUUACAGGGAGCUCAUCCUUAAGCGGAUGCGCGAACGCAACAUUCCGCUAAACCAAGCGUCGUUUCACAUCCUGAUCAAAGCUUGCCUUCAGAAUCCUGACACUGAAGGUGUGGAACAAGCCUUGGCGUAUUACCGCAAGAUGCUAAAGAGCGAUGUACCGGUGGACAAGGACACAUGGUUCCUUCUGCUUUCUGGUCUGCGGAGACGCCAGGAGUGGGAGAUUGCGAGAGGCUUGGUGGACGAGAUGUUGAGGAGCGGUGUGAUGCCCUCGGGGCCACUUCAGCAGGCAGUCGGCGAUAUCCGACAGGGCAGGACGAGGACACGGUUGUAUUGA